AUGGAGAUCCCUGAAGGUUUUGAAAGUCAGUUUCAGCCAGGACAAGUGUGUAUACACAACAAGUCACUAUACAGCCUGAAACAGUCACCGAGAAAAUGGAAUCAAAAAUUUGAUAGUUUUAUGACUGACAUUGGUUUUGAGAAGAGUGCUAGAGACAACUGUGCUAACAUCAAAACCCUUGAGGAUGGUUCUAAGGUUUACUUGCUCAUCUAUGUUGAUGACAUGUUGGUGGCAGCAAAAGACAUGAGUGUGAUUUCAAGUUUGAAACAAAAACUCAGUGAAAGAUUCGGAAAUGAAAGACUUGGGAGCAGCAAAGAAGAUUCUUGGCAUGGAGAUCAUAAGAGACCGAGAAAGAAGACAACACUUCUUGUUAAUGGUUAUGCUAUGAUGAGAGAUCCUGAAUACUGGGACGAUUCUCUAGUGUUUAAGCCAGAGAGGUUUCUAACUUCUUCAAGCAAAAAAGAUGAGAUAAGAGACGAAGUCCUAAAAUACAUUCCUUUCGGGAGCGGCAGAAGAGGCUGUCCUGGAGCAAAUCUAGCUUAUGUCUCUGUAGGAACCGCGAUUGGAGUGAUGUGUCAAUGCUUUGAUUGGAAGACCAAAGAAGAUAAGGUCAACAUGGAUGAGGCUGCUGGAAAAAUAACCUUGACCAUGGCUCAUCCUCUUAAGUGCACUCUUGUUCCUCGAACCCUAAUCCGUUUAACUUCAAGUAUGCAAAUUCCCAUUUCCUGA
This is a messenger RNA of Camelina sativa (false flax), 729 nucleotides long. The record is from RefSeq and is a predicted model, not a curated record. NCBI's taxonomy places the organism in Eukaryota, Viridiplantae, Streptophyta, Magnoliopsida, Brassicales, Brassicaceae.